GUUUUUUUUCCUAAAUAAUUUUUGAGAAACCUAGAAAUCAGCAAAUGCAGAGGUUUGGGAGAAAGAAGGAGAAGAUGGGAGGAGGAAGAAAGCAAAUAUUUUUGGGACUUGGUCUUGUUAUGGUGAUGGGUUUAGCUGUUUACUUAAGGCUUUGGACCAUUGACUACAAUAUCUCAUCUAAUGAAACUGAAUUACUCAGGAGACAGUUCGAUCUUGCCAGUAGAGAAGCAAUGGACGAAUCUGCUGUGUGGAGAAAAAGAUAUGAUGACGAGGAAAAGAUAUCUUCCGCCUGCCAAAAGGAACUGAUUAAGAUUAAGCAGUUGUUGAAGGAGGAUGGUGCUGCUGGCAUUAAGAAGAAGUUGGACCUGCUGCAAAAGGAAAACAUUGAUUUACUUGAACGACUCGAGUCUUUGAAACAAGAGCUUGAAUCAGAGAAGUUGAAAUGUAGCAUGAAACAGAUAUGACUUCACCAGAACCCUAAUGGUCCGGGGAUCAGUCGGAAGUUGAACUUACCAAAUCAAUCUAACUCAAACAUGGCAAGGAGGAUUAUGCUUCAGAAUUCGCGCUACAUUAUGCUUUUCGAGAGGCAUGAGAGAGCAUCUUCCAUCCAAAUUUUUGGCCUCCCUUAGAAUACUCUCUUUUGUUAAGUGAUGGAUGGUUCUUAUAUAUUUCUAAGUCCCCAUACAGCAUUUUGUUAAAUCUUGAAUUGUAUAUAUUUGAAUUUUUUCACAGUUUUUUGGCCUCCCUAGCAUGCAAGUAUCAUGAACAAGAAAUUUGAUUUUUUCACAAUUUUUCGUAUGUAUUAGCCUAUGAAUAUUUGGUAAUAUUACAAAU
Molecule: messenger RNA, 834 nt
Organism: Solanum pennellii
Lineage: Eukaryota; Viridiplantae; Streptophyta; Magnoliopsida; Solanales; Solanaceae
Exons: 4
Coding region: 45-464 (139 amino acids)
Source: RefSeq, a predicted model, not a curated record